UUCAUCGGUAACGUCUCUUUCCGUCCAAAGAAGUCUUUUAAAUUUCACAAAUCUUUGAAGAUGUUUGAACAUUAAUAUAUGGCACUGCGAGGUCUUAAGUUUGAUCGUUACCUUUUCCUAGAGAAUAGGAUUCUCCUACUUCCGUUGAUGCGUUCAGUGUGAAAAGCGUGUUAUCGCGGGAACUGUCCCUUUCGCGAUAUUUCCCGCGAAUAAGAUAUCAACGUCUCAGCUUUUAGAAAAAUUGAUUCAAGCCGAGAAUAUGUUCCGUGCGGCCUGUGUAUGCAAGGGAAUGUACACACAGUGGCCCGCAGGUUCUUGAACUUGCCUGACGAUCUGUUUCCAUGCCAGGUGGGGACCGGGAUCGCCGGUCGGCAGGAGACGUCGUCACACCUCGCUCAUCCUCCGCAUCGUCAGGACGUUCAUUGCUCGCCACACGCCACGGGAAUCGUUUUUUUUUCUUUUUUUCUUAUCGAAAGCCGUCGCAGUCCUUUCAUUUAACUCGCGUGGAAUUGCACCGCUCGGCAACAACGAAUCUUCUUGAAUCCCUGGAACCACCCUGCGUGACUCGACGAAACGGAAAUCGUUCGUUAGAAAAGUAUCUUCGAUAUACAGGGUGAGUCACCUAAAGUUAGAACCUAAAAUAUCAUCGUUACACUUAAUAACAAAAAGAACAAAAUUAUAAGGAACAAAAAUAUUCUACUCGAAGUGGCUAACAUAUUAUGAUUUCAUCGUGGUAAUAUUUUCAAAGAUUCCGGGGUCGAUUUUUGUCUUUAAACGAUACAUGUUUUUGUUAAAGUGAAAAAGACAGUGAUUUCCAGUUUAGUCGAUACAAUGAAAAAUAUAACUAAUCAAAAUAUAACAUUUUUACCACAAUGUUAGUUCGAAUUGAAUAUUUUCCUCCUUGUAAAGUUCUCUUCCCAUUAAAAGCAACUGAGAUAUUUUAGGUUUUAGCCUGAACUCACUCACCCUGUACGUUUGCACCGAUAAUCGCGACGCAUAUCGAUGCUAUCGAUCAACAUGAGAGUCUUCAAAACGGUGCUGCUUCUCGUCGUGUUCAUCUCGAGUAGGGUCGAGUGCUUACCGGUUGCGAACGAGACAACGAUCGUGGAUCCGACAACUGUGCUGCCGAGUUCCUCGGACGUCGAUCAUUACGAUCAACGACAGAACGGAACCGAGAAUUUCCGUGUCCACGUGGACGGUGUGGUAUUCGUGUUCGCCCCCGUCGAAGCGCUCCUCUUAGCUAAUGCUGUUGGUAACAAGCCUAACUUACCGAUACCUGAUCCGUCCAAGCCGACUCCGGAUAAACCGGAAAUCGGGCAGAAACCUUCAGCGGCGCCUAAGUCAGCAAACAGGAUCGGGUCACGUUUAACGAAUUUAUUGGCCCCAUUUUUGCCUGCAUUGCGCCGAGAGUGAAGAUUUAUAUAGACUAAACAGGAUAUAAGUAAACUGCAAAUUUUUAUGUUUUUAUAGCUAAUAAAGAUCUUCAUCCUAUCGCGAUUCCCGACUGAAAUGCAUAAGAAUCUGCAGUUUAGUUAUAAGGUUUCAUCAAUUCAUCGUUUGCAUCUUGAUAAUCAUGUAGCUUCCCCUUCUCAUCAAUAUUUUGCAUUAUAUUACUCUUGAGAGAGGUAACUGAACAAAUUGGUUAGCUUAAGGCAGUAUCUACGGUUCAUUUGUCAAUUAUGCAUACACACUCCUCUGUGGAAUAUAAUCCACUCUCAAACUUCAUGUAUACUUCCACGCACUCAAGGGUAAAAUGUACAAUAUACCCUUAUCGAAACGAAAUUUAUUUGAUUAAAAAUUAAAAUACAUUAUUCAUGAAUUCUUUUUGGUAUAUCAUCACAAUACUUUGUAUAAAAAAUGCUUAGGACUAUGCUCCUCAGAAUUUACAUUGUCUGGGUGGAAUCGUUUGUAACCUUCUAAAAAAUAAGGAAGGAGAGAAAACGAUCAUCACUUUCACACGGACUUUACAGACACAGUUUAUAAUAUAGUAAAUAACGUGUACUUCAAAGAAAGAAGAAAAGCUCGUAUUUUUCUCAUUUUAAUAAAAACACAAUCAGAAUAGAAGAUAAAGGUUCACAAUGGUCAUUUAUAUACAACGUCUUGAACUUACACGACGGAUCAAUUGUGAAUCAUGGAAGCGAGUACAAGAAUAUGUUCUUGAAAUAUA
Messenger RNA from Nomia melanderi (Alkali bee), 2167 nucleotides. RefSeq lists its product as uncharacterized. The record is from RefSeq and is a predicted model, not a curated record. Lineage: Eukaryota; Metazoa; Arthropoda; Insecta; Hymenoptera; Halictidae.